Molecule: messenger RNA, 2880 nt
Organism: Hymenoscyphus albidus
Lineage: Eukaryota; Fungi; Ascomycota; Leotiomycetes; Helotiales; Helotiaceae
Source: the annotation of a GenBank genome assembly
CAUCCCUCGUGCCACAGGUGGUGCAGGCGUGAAGACGAGCGGUUUGGUGUACCCACCGCUCCCUUUCUUGGGUCGCCUCUGUGGUGCAGAUUGGCUGAUCCAGCCAGAGGGGUAGCCAUGGUCACUACUCUACGGUAUGUAUAGUAGUAUAUUGGGGUAACACGCUGACUAUUGGAAUGGUGUAACGAGUCUCGCAACCGAGUCCCAAGCGAGUCCCAAAGGUCCUGCGGAGGUACUGGUGGUACCCCCCAAGUACCCACUAAUGCUCCCCAAUGUACUGCAAACUGUGCGUGGGAGUCCUUGAUGCUCCAAUCACAAGCAGACAUGGAUCCUCCCGACAGCCAUUACACAAACCCCUCCCUUUUCGGCAUAGUACCUUUCCCGAGAUUAUGGAUGACCUUCUCCACCACUUUUUUGACAUUUAUCGUAAAGCGCCACUUUCUCGUUUAACGUCUGGGUGAAUGCUGCUCCCCGCGAAUCAUCUCCUCUUCCAGAUCAUGUUGUGAGAGUCCACGAUAUUUUCUACCCAAGUUGUCGGGACACUUUUUCAUCUUCAUCCCAGAGUUUUUGCAACCCGAAAUCUACGUCCCCAAGAUGUCCUCGCUCUUGGAUCUGCAGAUGCACUGGUAUACCGCCGUGGCCGUUGCUGUCGUACUAUACAUCAUCGGUGGUAUUGUGUAUCGUUUACACUUUAGUCCUAUUGCAAAAUUUCCGGGUCCUCGCCUGGCUGCCGCGACCGUUCUUUACGAAGCUUAUUAUGAUGUGAUCAAGCAAGGUCAAUAUACGUUCAAGAUCCAGGAGCUUCACAAGACAUAUGGUUGGUGAAGUAAUUAAGCAUCGAGUAAGUUUCAAUAUACUGAUGAAGAAAAGGUCCAAUCAUUCGCAUCAGUCCCCAUGAACUUCAUAUCGAUGAUCCCGAGUACUACGAGGAACUCAUGUCCAGAAAUUCCCCGCGAGACAAAUACAAAUACUAUGUCGACCAAUUCGGAAUACCAGGCGCAUCAUUCAGUACCAUCAACCAUCGAAUGCAUCGUCUGAGACGGGCACCCAUGAACCCACUAUUCUCAAAGCAAAGCAUCUUCCAACUUGAGCCCAUGGUGCAAAGACUAGUCGAAAAACUUUGCAGCAGGAUAGAUGAAUUCAAGAAAUCAGGCCAGCCAAUGCCAAUGCGCCUCGCUUAUCAAGCUCUAACUACCGACGUUGUGACUGCUUAUGCCCUUAACAAAAGUUGGCAUCACCUUGAUAGUCCGGACUUUUCCCCAGAAUGGGUAGCUACGGUAAAGGCAACUGCUGAGAUGGGAAAUCUCGUCAAACAAGUUCCAUGGCUUAUCAGCUUUUUUAAUGUUCUCCCUGACUUUGUCAUUGAGGCUGUUUUUCCUGGAAUGUUACUUUUGAUUAAUUGGAGAAGAGUGAGUAUGUCUCCAUUUCUGCAACCACGUUUGCUAAUAUUUCACACCAGAGUUUGGCACGACAUAUUCAAGAAAUUAUUGAUACGCAAGACAAACUGGAAGAGAAUGAACAUGGCUUACCCCGCACCAUCUUCCACUCACUUCUACAAAGCAACGUACCAGAAGAGGAGAAGAGCUUGCAGAGAUUGGUUGAGGAAGGUCAAUUAGUGGUAGGAGCUGGAGCAGAUACGACUGCACAUGCUUUGACGCAAACUACCUUUCACGUACUUGAUAACCCCGAGGUAUUAGUAAAGUUGCAACAAGAACUUCAAAAAGCUAUGCCUGACCCGUCAGAGCCUGUCAUACUUUCCAUUGUCGAGAAUCUCCCAUAUUUGGUGAGUCAUCUAUUCAAAAUAUCUUCAAUUUUAAAAGCUAAUAUCUUCAAGUCCGCAAUAGUCAAUGAAGGACUAAGGUGAACGUUUCUCCUACCCCCCCCCCACUUCAUUCCAAAAGCCAGAAAAACAUAAACCACCAACUAACACCUCAUAAGACUCUCCUACGGUCUCCCCACCCGUCUCGCCCGCAUCUCACCCAACGCCCCCCUCCACUUCCAAGACUGGACCAUCCCAGCUGGCGUUCGUAACUCAUCUCAUCCAUCCACAUCUAGCAAAGCUAACACGAACACCAGACACCCGUAGGCAUGACAUCGGUAAUGAUGCACCACAACGAACGCAUCUUCCCCAACUCCCACGCUUUCCUCCCGGAACGUUGGUUCGAGCAACCAGAUGGCGGACGAGCACUGGAGAAAUACUUGGUUUCCUUUAGCAAAGGUAGUCGACAGUGUAUCGGUAUCAAGUAUGCCCCCCCUUAUCCCCUACUCAUCUCCCUCUGCGACCCCAAGCAAUGUUCAGGUUUUUACUAACAAUGCCUGCCGGUAGUCUCGCCAAAGCAGAGCUCUUCCUCGCCCUCGCCACCAUAUUCCGUCGCUACGAACCUUCCCUCUUCGACGCUGUCCGUGAAAGAGAUGUUGAUCUUAAACAUGAUAAUUUUCUGCCGCAGCCUAGUUUGCAGAGUCGACCUAUUAGGGUGGUUUUUAGAUGAGGGGGUUUUAUUUCGUUUGCUUGUUUGAUGACCCACCCUCUUCUUUUUUGAGGAGUUAUGUGGAGUUUUCCUGGAAUCGUUUGGUUGGGAAUUGCUGUUGUAUGGUGACUUAGAUCGGCAGAGAGGGGGAACAAGGGGGCAAGGGAGGGAGAGAGAGAGGUGGUUAUGAGUUUUCUUGUUUUUAAGAAAUUGGGUGGUUUAGAGAAUGGAUGGGCGUGUAGGUUAUCUUACACAGAUUCGAGAUUGGUGCUGGAGAAGGGGUAGGAUGGUAGCGCUGUAUUUGAUCUGGUCUGGCAUAAGUGAGCCUAGUUUGGACAAUUAGAGAGGCUUCAUCAUAACCCAUGAGGACCUUCACACUUUCUCUCCUCUCUCUCUUUCUUGUUCUCCUACU